Spizellomyces punctatus DAOM BR117 is the source of this 1666-nucleotide messenger RNA. Its product is annotated as ULK/ULK protein kinase. Gene Ontology annotation, cellular component: autophagosome; cytoplasm. Gene Ontology annotation, molecular function: protein serine/threonine kinase activity; ATP binding. The transcript has 5 exons. NCBI's taxonomy places the organism in Eukaryota, Fungi, Chytridiomycota, Chytridiomycetes, Spizellomycetales, Spizellomycetaceae. Gene Ontology annotation, biological process: peptidyl-serine phosphorylation; autophagy; autophagosome organization. The record is from RefSeq and is a predicted model, not a curated record. The coding region runs from base 20 to 1609 and encodes 529 amino acids.
AUUGGGGAAUGGCAGUCAGAUGGCUUCCCCACCUUCCUACAUUACUAUCAGCAAACUUGGAGAAGGAACGUCUGGGAUAGUAUAUAGAUGCCGUCCAAAAAGCGGAGGAGCCGAUGUGGCCAUCAAAGUCAUUCCACGGUCACAGCUCGGUCGGUCUCGCAAACAAGAAAAGGUCGUGCAAGAGAUUGCCAUUUUAAAACGACUACGGCAUCAAAACAUUGUCCGCUUUGUAGACCUCGAAUGGGAUACUCAUAAUGUGUUUAUCGUAAUGGAGUUAUGUGAGCUGGGGAACUUGAAGGAAUUUCUGGCUCGCAAACAUGGACGACGGUUGGUAGAGCGGGAUGCUCGGUGGUUUCUCAGACAAAUUGCAGCAGGCCUCUUUUUUUUAUGGUCUCAUAGUCUUGUGCAUAGAGACUUGAAAACGGAGAACCUGUUGUUGACUGCGAAUCCAAAUUCCCAUGGUCAACCUAUUCUGAAGAUUGCGGACUUUGGUAUUGCUGAUUACGGCCGAAAUCAGGAUUUUAGUUCGGCAGCCAUGAAGGAGAAGAUUGGCACUCUGGCUUAUAUGGCGCCAGAAGUUCUAAAGGACGAAGAAUAUGAUGCGCGCUGCGACCUGUGGUCUGUUGGAGUAAUAUUCUAUGAAAUGCUGGCUGGUUCUACCCCCUUCCAUACUGCCAGCAGUAUAGACGAUCUUCUCAAACAAAUCCUCUCCCCAACCCCCUCUCAACUCAUUCUACCUCCCACAAUUGCACGAACAACCUCUCAAACCGCACAAUCCCUUGUCUCCGCCCUCCUCACCCGAGAUCCAAAUAAACGAUUGACAUUUGACGAAUAUUUCGAUCAUCCAUAUCUUGAUUUGACCCAUAUACCAGGAUCCGAAUCCCUGAGCAGUGGAAUGGAAUACAUAAGUGAAGCAGUGGAAUUAGAUAACAGAUUCGUGCGGUCAAAAAAUCCAUCUGGACGUAAGGAGCUGAAAGCCUGGAAGCAAAUUAUUGACCUGUACGCGGAAGGUGUUGCGCACCUUUUAGCACAUGUUCAAUAUUUAGGACCCCAGAAUCCUGAUGCGGUUCAGGUUGCGGAGCUGGUCACUCGGUACAUUAAUCGAGCGGAAAGUCUAAAGCAUCAAGUGGAAACGUGGCAAAAUUCGCCAGGAACCGCGGGCGAACGGCGGAGAUCCAGCGGUGAUCAGGAUCGGUUGUCGGCACCACCCUUCUCGGUCAAAGCAGGUCCCAUCUCAUCCUCGCUCGCCCGUACGGACUUUCUUUCUUCUCCGUCGACACCAUCAUCUGCAAACGCGCAAGUCCAAGCCGCCCUUGAUGUACUCAACACAGCCCAAAGUCUUGCUGCCACCAAUCCUAACCACGCCCUUCAAGUAUACGACACUGGAUUGGCACAGCUUUUGCGCGCGAUCGCGAUGACUUGCUCUCCUGUGGAACGGGACAAGAUUCGGAGCGAGGCAUGCGAGUGGUUCGAUCAGGCUGAAAGAUUGGGUCAAGCUGUUAAACGACAACAAGAGACCAAGGGGUGGCAGGUGGUUGGAGGCGGGAUUGUGAGGAAAGGAGGGAUGAUUGAUAUUGUAUAUAAUAUGCCGGGUGAAUAUCCUUCGUAGAUUGUUAGAUCAAAUAGACUUUUUUGGGAUUUUUUUCUCUUGUGAACUGAGAUGCUG